Truncatella angustata is the source of this 1620-nucleotide messenger RNA. RefSeq lists its product as uncharacterized. The record is from RefSeq and is a predicted model, not a curated record. Bases 1 to 1620 code for a protein of 539 amino acids. Lineage: Eukaryota; Fungi; Ascomycota; Sordariomycetes; Amphisphaeriales; Sporocadaceae. The transcript has a single exon.
AUGGCUCUAAUAACUAUGUUUCCCAAUGAAAUUCUUUGCUCUAUUCAGGAAAAGCUUAGCACUCCCUUGGAUUUGAUCAACUUUGCGAGUCUCUGUAAAGGAUUUCGGCGCAAGUUCUACGGUGUACAAUUAUUCAAAGGGGACAUAGUCAUCUACAAACGGCAUAUAGAAGGCCAAGGCGAGGAGGCGACCAUCAUAACGCUCCUUUUGCGCGUGGCUAUCUACUGCGAGGACCUGGAUCUAGUGAAUACUGGCAUCAACGUGUAUGCAUCCAACUUCCCUGAAGCGUUUUGGGGCAAAUUUGGACCAAAGAUGAUUGGUCCAAUAGAUUGUGCAGCCAUUGAUGGCAGACUGUCAGUCGUUCAGCAAUUUGCUGAACUUCCAGCCUUACGGCCUAGGGACCUUUACUUUGAUUCUUUUCUUGCGAAAUUGCAAUUAUGGAACUACCCUAUGUUGACCGAUGAAGACGGCUGGAAAAGUCACCCAUUACAAGAUGCGUUGUUUAAUGCUAUCAGAUUCGGCAAGAAAGAGGAAGUCGCGUUGUAUCUAGCCCAAAUCGACGGCGGAUUUUGGUUACAUCCAUAUUUUCUCAGAGAGGCAGCCAAGAAUGGGAUGCCCCGAUUGCUGUCUUUACUACUAUCCAAUGACAAGAUAGACCAGACUGGUAAGGCACAAAGAUUGUUGGAUGCUCUCCCGGGAUGUGAAAGACUAGAUAGACGAGGUACAGCUUACCAGGUCAUUGAAGUACUGGUGGCUGCUGGUGCUCGUUUUGAUGGUAUGAGACCUCUAGUUACAGUGGUGUUUGGUCCUAUCGCCGAAGCAUUUACAUCCAUCAGGACCUCCUGUCCCUCUAAUGCAAUUGCCAUAGCGAGAUACCAGCUCGACCAUGGAGGUCUAGAUGUUGGUGACUUACAAGUGGCUUUGAAGCGUGCGGCAGCAUCCGACUGGUGUCUUGAGUUCACCAAGGCGCUUUAUCCGGAAGCUCUACCACGAGUCGCCAAUCCCGAGGUGCUCAAGUCUUCGUUACUUGACAGCGCAAUUGAGGGUUCUUUAGGGGGUCACACCUGUUCUUACUUGUUAAUGAAUGGCUGUACCCCUACUUUUGCGCAAUGGAAAUUGGCCUUGCGAGUCUCGAACUUGAUUAUUAUCGAUUUCUGGAUGGAACACACACCAGAGGCUCAUCAGGACCUCAACAAGAGAGAUAUUCGUUACAACGGCCUAAAUGGUAUUACGGCUCUGGAUUGGGCUUUGAUGUCCUUGGAAUGGUUGCCGGGGAGAGUUGGAAACGUCAGACAGUUCUGUGCAGUAUUGCGACUGGUUUACCAUGGUGCAGAUGUUAGCAAAGUGCCUGGAAUUGCCUGUCGUAACUUCUUCAGGUGCUUGGACGGGCACAUGGAAUUGAACCUAGAAUUACGCAAAGCUGUUGAAGUUAUGAAUGGUUCGACAGCCCUUGUCAUUGACUCGGCCCCCGAGUUAUGCACGGGUAGAGGUACAAAUGAGGGUUUGCUUAAGCAGAUAGCAAUACUGUGCAAGCUGCUAUCUAAUAGCGCUUUCAACCCUCCCUCGUCGACGUUCAUCAACUGUGACUACCGCAAUUACUGGAGGUAUUCUGCUUAUUAA